Molecule: messenger RNA, 1512 nt
Organism: Schistocerca piceifrons (Central American locust)
Lineage: Eukaryota; Metazoa; Arthropoda; Insecta; Orthoptera; Acrididae
Product: proton-coupled folate transporter-like
Exons: 11
Coding region: 1-1512 (503 amino acids)
Biological process (GO): transmembrane transport
Cellular component (GO): membrane
Molecular function (GO): transmembrane transporter activity
Source: RefSeq, a predicted model, not a curated record
AUGUCAGAUAAUGUUGCUGUUGGAGACACAAUUGUGAUCGAGAUUGUAGUGCUGUCGUGGAGAAUUGUAAUUCCUGCUAAACUGUGCUGGACAACUAUUAUGAUGAAAACUACUGUGGAAGUUGCUGUCCCAAAAGAAGCGAUGUCUGAUGGGGAGACAGGCGUGAAGGAUGGUCCUGCAGAAGACCGCACACACCCUGCAGUGAAGUGGUGGCGCAUCCGUCCGACGGUGGAGCCGCUUGUCCUGCUGUUCAUGUUCUCCUACGUCGUGACUCAGUGGGUGGCCAGCGGGCUCUUCCUGGAGCGAGUAUGCGGUUCCAGAGACCCCAACAUGUGCACCAACGAGGACCGCACCUACUCCAGCACGCUGCUCACCUGGAAGGCUAUCAUCGAAGGAAUCGUGCCCGCCACUGUGUCGCUUUUCAUCGGCAGUUGGAGCGACAAGUUCGACCGGCGGCCCAUCUUUCUCUGGUCCUUUGCUGAUCUAGCGCCAGAGUGGCUGCUGCUGCCGUCUAUAGUGACCACCUUCAGCGGCGGCAUGAUGAACCUCAUGGCUGUUGCCAACAUCUACAUAGCUGACAUUAGCCCUGAGGGGCAGAAGGAGCUCAGACUAGGACUGCUGGACGUGUCGCAGUAUUUGGCUGUGAUGCUGGGGUCAGGGCUGUCCACGCCGCUGUUCCUGAGCCUCAACUACGAAGGCGUGUACCAACUGGCUGCCGGCCUCAUGGUGCUGUGUCUGCUGUACUCCAUCUUCCUGCUGCCAGAGACCACUGCGCGCUACACACCACCACAAGACGGGAGCUGCAGCUGCUGCAAGGGGAUCUUCCACCCCCAGCUGGUGCGCGACGCUCUCAAGACAUCCCUGAUGAAGCGGCCACACCACGGACGCACAGCCAUCCUAACCGUCAUCUUCGUGGCCGUCACUAGCGUCCUUAUCUCCCAAGGAGAAGGUGUUGUCUACUACCAGUUCGUGAACGCCAAGUUCCAGUGGACGAUGGAGGACAACCUGCUGUUCAGAUUCUUCAGCAAUGGCACCACUGCUGCAGGAACCUUGGUGGGCGUCAUGGUGUUCGUGCGGUGGCUCAAGUUGGGCGACGGCUGGAUAGCCUUCAUCACUUUCUCCUGCAAGAUCUCUGCAGCCGUAAUCCACGCCAUAUCACCGGAGUCGUGGUACAUGUUUCUGGGCGGAGCUAUCGGCUGCUUCGGAGCCUUGAUCUGGGUUAUGGUAAGGGCGAUGCUGACUAGGCUGGUUGCCAAGGACGAGAUAGGCCAGGUGUUCGCGCUGGCGGUGACGCUGGAGUCGCUGUGUCCACUGGUGGGACCUCCCGUCUACAGCGCCGUCUUCAAGGCGACCAUCGAGUCCUUCCCUGGCGCCUUCCACUUGCUCUCCGCCGCGAUCAUGGCGCUCGACCUCACGCUGCUCCUAAUUGCGAUUUUCCUGAACCGAGGUGCGAGGAAGGAGCGGCAGCAGCAGCAGAAACAGCAAGAUGAAGGCUCUCCGCUUCUCGCCUGA